AUGGCGAGCAGAGGAUUUGAAUUCCCUGUAUCAGCCGUGAGUUCAUCAAUUCCUGUCCUGUUUGGAUCUUCGGCUUCUUCGCCACCAACACCUCUCUCCGGCGUCACUGCGGCUGAUGCACCUACGCCUCUCCCCGGUGUCACUGCGGCUUGGGCGCCUCGGACACCCUUGAUGGCUAGUGCGGCUUACGCGCCUACACCUUUCUUCCCCGGCACUGCGGCUUGCGCGCCUACACCUUUCUUCGGCGGCAAUGCAGCUUACAUGCAUACACCUUACCGCACUGCGGAUUACACGCCUACGCCUCUCUUCGGCGCCUCUACGGUUUGUCCGCGUACGCCUUUCUUCGACCCAAUCCCUGCGCAAUCUUCUACACUGGAUUUUGAUGUGUCUUUGAGCACUCCGGGCACAGCAUUUUCAUCACCACCCACGCCUUUCAACACCCCGUCGGGAAAUUCUAGGUCGACUUUUGUUACUCCGGCCACUUCACCUGCUUCUGGAACGUCAGCGACUCAAUCUUCCUCUGCAUCUCAACAGUCACUUCGGUUUCGUAUUUUUGAUUCGUCUUCUUCAACCACCGGUGCAACUACAAAUACAAUUCCUUUGUGUGGUGAAGCGACGGCGCUAACACAGACCACUACUUGUGAUGCUGUAACCGUGCCAUUUUCAUCAGGACAACCUUCCACUACCAAAUCCGCUGCAAAUCCCCGUUUUACGUUUUCGUCUUCAGAGGCAUCUGUAACAACUCCUGCACCUUCAGUAAUUGCUAACUUUGGAGAGUUGGAUAGGCCAAUGGAAAUAGCGGGCCAAUUAGACAGUUUUAAUCUUAUGUUGAGACAACGUAUGAAACAGAAAUAUGCUACUAUAGUAGGGAGGGAUCAACUUUAUGAGAGUGUAUCAAGGGAAGAGGUUGGGAGAGAUUGGGCCCUAAUUGAAGGAUACCAAGCUCAAGCAGAUCGGGAUAGUCUGCAGACCCAACAUGAUGAGGCUCGGGAGAGGGAGAGACAAAUGCAGAUGGAGGUGCAACAACUAUAUGCUAAGAUAGAUGCACUGAAAGUAGAGCAAGAUCGUAUGCGAGGAGAGCUCGAGAAACUUCAUCAGAUAGAGGUGCAACAACUAUGUACUAAGAUAGAUGCACUUAAAGUGGAGCAAGAUCGUGUGCAACAACUGUGUGCUAAGAUAGAUGCACUCAAAGUAGAGCAAGAUCGUGUGCAACAACUAUGUGUUAAGAUAGAUGCACUCAAAAUAGAACAAGAUCGUGUGCGAGGAGAGCUCGAGACACUUCAUCAGAUGAGAGUAGCAGAUAUACGAGUAUCGCAGAAGAUGGAUGCAUUGACGAUUGAGAUUGCUAGCCUGAGAGAGGCAUUAGGGCGACCACAGGGUCACCCACAGGGUUUCGUUUUGUUGUAG
Messenger RNA from Cryptomeria japonica (Japanese cedar), 1407 nucleotides. RefSeq lists its product as uncharacterized. The transcript is spliced from 2 exons. The coding region runs from base 1 to 1407 and encodes 468 amino acids. Lineage: Eukaryota; Viridiplantae; Streptophyta; Pinopsida; Cupressales; Cupressaceae. The record is from RefSeq and is a predicted model, not a curated record.